AACAAUUCUACAUUUGCUUCUGAAACUGGUUUGGGGUAUUCGGUUUGUCAAAAUCUUUCUUCUCCUCCUCUCUUCUCGUCAAUCCUCAAUCAACCCACAACUUCAAAGAGAAAAAAAACGGACUCAGAAGUUACUAAACGCGUCUUUGACUCAAUAUCAGCUAGCAAUUUCCACCAUUUCUGAUCAGUGGUGACUUGGAAUUUAGAUUGAGAUCAGAUGAUGGCGGAUGCGGGAAAUCCGUCAAGGUAUGUGAAGUUGACAAAAGAUCAAGCCCAAUUAGAGGACAUCAAGCCAGGCGAGCUAAAUCAACCCAUUGAAGUCCCUCAGUUGGAAGUUCGCAAGUGCAAUGAAUGUGGACAGCCUUUACCUGAAAGCUUUGAGCCUCCUGCAGAUGAACCAUGGACAACAGGGAUUUUUGGCUGUGCUGAAGAUACAGAAAGUUGCUGGACAGGACUUUUUUGCCCGUGUGUCUUAUUUGGGCGCAAUAUAGAGAAGUUGAGAGAAGAUACUCCCUGGACGACACCGUGUGUUUGUCAUGCUAUUUUUGUUGAGGGUGGGAUUGCACUUGCGGCUGCAACAGCAGUCUUCUAUGGCAUUGAUCCUAGGACGUCAUUUCUUUUUUGUGAAGGCUUGUUAUUUAGUUGGUGGAUGUGUGGAAUAUACACUGGCCUUGUUAGACAGGCGCUACAGAAGAAAUAUCAUCUCAAGAACUCGCCAUGUGACCCCUGCCUAGUACACUGCUGCACGCAUUGGUGUGCCCUGUGCCAGGAGCACAGGGAGAUGAAAGGCCGCCUCUCUGAUGAUGCUGCCAUGCCAAUGACCAUUGUUAAUCCUCCUCCCAUCCAAGAGAUGGCUGCUGUUAGUGAUAAUAGGGAAUCUGUAGCAUCCUCCAGAAAUGGGACUGAGCAUACUGCUUUAGAGAUGCAAGCUUUGUAGUUGCAGAACUUCACAGGAAUGUUUGUCUCGAUGCUACUCUCUCUCUCUCUCUGUGAAAUUCUAAAGAGUUAUACUUCAUACAAAACUAAAGAAGACGGUGUUCAAACAGAAUUGCAUUGAAAAUGAUUAUAGAAUACUAGAUUUGUUUUUCA
This is a messenger RNA of Coffea eugenioides, 1088 nucleotides long. Its product is annotated as cell number regulator 6-like. The transcript has 6 exons. The record is from RefSeq and is a predicted model, not a curated record. The coding region runs from base 217 to 936 and encodes 239 amino acids. NCBI's taxonomy places the organism in Eukaryota, Viridiplantae, Streptophyta, Magnoliopsida, Gentianales, Rubiaceae.